This is a messenger RNA of Notechis scutatus (mainland tiger snake), 6542 nucleotides long. Lineage: Eukaryota; Metazoa; Chordata; Lepidosauria; Squamata; Elapidae. The record is from RefSeq and is a predicted model, not a curated record.
GUGGCAGUUGACAAGGAACCUCUGCGGUUGCAGGAACAGCCGCUACAGUUGGAGUCGGUGACCAGCGACCAUGAGCAGCGACCACAACAAGUGCGACGUGAUCGUGAUCGGAGGAGGCAUCUCAGGUUUGUCUGCAGCCAAAUUAUUGUAUGACUCAGGACUGGAUGUUGUAGUCUUAGAAGCCCAAGACAGGGUUGGAGGCAGAACUUACACAGUAAGAAAUAAGCACGUCAAGUAUGUUGACUUGGGAGGAGCAUAUGUGGGACCCACACAAAAUCGUGUUUUACGUCUGUCUAAGGAGUUAGGACUAGAGACUUACAAAGUGAACGAAGUUGAGCAUCUUAUUGAUCAUGUCAACGGCAAAUCUUAUCCCUUCAAAGGGCCUUUCCCUCCAAUGUGGAAUCCCAUUACUUAUUUGGACUACAACAAUCUAUGGAGGACACUGGAUGAAAUGGGGAAAGAGAUUCCUAAUGAAGCUCCAUGGAAAGCACCACAUGCAGAGGAAUGGGAUAAAAUUACCAUGGAACAGUUGCUAAAUAAAGUGUGCUGGACAAAGCCUCCUGUUUUCAAGCGAAACUCACCCUUUUUCAGAUAUGCCAGCAUCAGAGGUAGUAUUCAGCAGGAGAGGAAGUUCAUUGGAGGCUCUGGACAAAUUAGUGAAAAAAUUAUGGAAUAUCUGGGAAAACGAGUUAAAUUAGAGAAGCCUGUAAUAUAUAUUGAUCAAACUGGUGGAAACAUCAUAGUAGAAACAUUAGACCAUGAAAAAUAUGAGGCCCAAUAUGUUAUUAGUGCCAUCCCUCCAGUGCUUAGCUUGAAGAUUCAUUUUAACCCACCUUUGCCUUCAAUGAGGAAUCAGAUGAUUAAUCGGAUCCCUAUGGGGUCAGUCAUCAAGUGUAUAGUAUACUACAAGGAUACAUUUUGGAAAAAAAAAGAUUAUUGUGGUUCCAUGAUUAUUGAAGAUGAGGGUGCCCCAAUUGGGUUGGCAUUAGAUGACACUAAACCUGAUGGAAGCGUUCCAGCUAUAAUUGGUUUCAUUCUUGCCCGAAAGUGUAGAAGAUUGAUUAAUCUCAGCAAGGAAGAAAGGAAAACACAGAUCUGUGAGCUCUAUGCAAAGGUGCUGGGAACACAAGAAGCCUUACAUCCAGUGCACUAUGAAGAGAAGAACUGGUGUGAAGAACAAUAUUCCGGAGGAUGCUAUACAGCAUAUUUUCCACCAGGGAUAAUGACCCAGUAUGGAAGGAUUCUUCGUGAGCCAGUUGGGAGGAUCUUCUUUGCAGGGACUGAAACAGCUUCAGAAUGGAGCGGCUACAUGGAAGGUGCUGUUCAGGCUGGAGAAAGAGCAGCUAGAGAGGUACUACACUCGAUGGGAAGAUAUUCAGGAGAAAUAUGGAAAUCUGAACCAGAAUCACCUGAUGUGCCAGCCCUGCCAAUAACUACAACAUUUUGGGAAAGAAACUUGCCUUCUGUUCCUGGACUACUGAAAUUGAUGGGGUUCUCUAUUUUCUUUACAUCAGUGGCUGCAGCUGGGUUCUUUGCCUAUAAAAAGGAUCUCUUAGUGUGAGACUGAAAACAGAUGUGCUAAUAGGAAACUAUACAAUUUGGUCUGCAAAUUUAUAUACAUUAACACAAUCAUUUCCCUCUCAUUUAGACUAGGGGUCCUCAAACUCUGGGCUGCAGUCCACUACUGGGCUGUGGCCUAUUUGGAACUGGGCUGCAUGACCAGUGGCCAGAACAUACGUGCACAUACAGCUUGACUCACGUGAGUGGUGUCAGCCCACACAUACAGGCAGCUCAACUUGCACAAGCCAAGCUAUGCAUGCAUGUGCGUGUAUGCUGGCCCGCCACUUGAAUGGCCCGGUUCCCCUCUCCCCACUCCCAGCUAGGCUGUGGCUACAAAGGUUGGGGACCACUGAUUUAGACUGUUGAUUGCAAUUCUGUUUAUUCUGUCUAUUAGUUCAAGGUGUCUUGGAUCUUAUGAUAGAGUCCAACAUCUGUUUCCAAAGGCACUACACCAUUUGGCUGCUAUGAAAAUAACAUAGUUGCCUAGAAUCCAAUUACAGGUAGUCCUCAAGCUAUUCAUUCAUGCUUUUGUCCGACCACAUUUACGUCCGACUGAGUGACUGCCAGGCUGAAGAAUAUUAUACAGAUAGGGAAGGAAGCAGGUAAAGAAAAUCUUUUUGCAGCUUAUUUAUCUUCAGGAGCUGAAGAAAAAAAAUCAACUCGAAAGAAAAAAAACCGGCAGCACAAAUGUGCAGCAGAUGGCCAUGGCACCAGUUGGGUCCUAAAGGAAGUCAGAUAGGCAGCAAAAAGCAAACACCCAAAAAUGUUACUUACAAGCUAUCUUUGAAAUUAGCACUGCUAUACACACAUGCACACACAUACAAUCGUGAUUGCAUUUCAGGCAUUUGGUAAUCAGCUCACAUAUAUGAUCAGUUGCAGUGCCCUGCAGUCACAUAACCAGAGUUUGUGAUGUUUUGGCAGAUUUGUGACUUUUUGCUGAUAAAUAACUAUAAUGCCUCACUUUAUGAGACUGUCAUAAAAACAUCAUAAAAUUGAGUUAGGUGACACUAUCAUAUCAUUAUGAUUGCAACAACUUAUAACCAAAAUUCCAGGAUUGGUUGUGGUGGUUAAGUGAGGACUGCUUGCAUAUCUUAUUUUUUGGCCUUUUAAACAUUUGAAUACUUUUACUCAGGAUUAUAAUAUCCUUCUUAAAAAUAUAAUCAGACCUAAAUCUUGCUUAAGCAGUGACAGACAUAAAGAGAUGUAAUUUUGAAAACUGUUUAGCCAUAGUAAUAGAACGUUUUCCCCCAUUUUCUGCUUCUAAACUGCUUUUGGAUGAGAUCCCCUUCAUUUCUCAGUUGACAAUGUAUUUUGAAAGGAUUUCUUAAUAUCAUGUAUUGGCUCAUACCUCAUCUGAUGAUAUUCAAGUGGGUGGUGAAAACAUGCACUAGAGGAAAGGGCCCUAAGGCCAUUAUUCAUUCAGCAGCAGAAAAUGGGGCAGAUUUCUUAAAUAAUGGGUUAGUUAACCAUAGAAAUUAAUAGGAAAUUAAGAAUGUUGGUUUUCUCCUUUGGAAAGUGAGUAACCUCUUGCAAAGUUUGGGUAUACUGUUUGCAGGAUCUUUUCAGUCUUUUUCAGGGUCAGGACUGCUGCUUAAAGGGUUAAAAGUCCGAAUAAGCUUCAGCCCAGAAGUAGUUAUCUUUCUUUUUGACUCAGAGAAUCCAAAUUUUGCACAUUCCUAACCUAGAAUUACUUCUUCCUAACAGCUCCAUAAUUUCUAAAAAGUGUGCUGUAUAAUAUUUUUUACUGAUAUACAAUACCACAAACAAAGGAGCAUAAUGUAUGCCUUCUACUGCUGUUGUUUGUUAAUUAUUCUUACUAUUUCAUAAUUUUGUGAGCCUUUUGUGAUUACAAAGAAAAGAAGAUUCCAGGAUUCUCCCCAGGAUCCAAUUUCACAUAGAUAAAAUUCUUUUUCUCAUUAGCUUUCCCUUUCUAACACCUUGUCAGUAGACUUUAUUGGAGACUCUUCCUAUGUUUCUUUCAAGAAUCAAGAGCAGCUUUUUAAAGGAGAGAACAAGCAGAUCUCUCUACCUCCCAACUCUGUGGCUUAUGAAUUAAGUCUGCAAAACAUUUACUGAGUUCCAGCUUAAUAUCUGACACUUUGCCUUCAGCAAAAAUAGUUAAUUAUUCUGUUCAGGACUGGUAUACUAUUUUCAUAUCAUACUUUAUUGAUGGAAGAUAUGAUAAAAAUGUUUAAAUGUUGGGUAUUAAUAAGAUAAUGAAGCAAUCCUAUAUGGAGUCGGAAGUGAUAUAAUAGUUCCUUGCUGAUUUCUUAACAUAUAAAUUAAUGAAAAGAUGGUGGCAGAAAGUGAACUUAUUCUUUUUCCUUGUUCCAACAGCUAUUUGCUAAUGUAGUAGUCUGAUCCUGGGAGUCCUUGAGAGAGAGAGAGAGAAGUUGAUUUUAUUUCUAGAAAAAAUGUUUUUGGCUAUACUGCUAGAGAUAGAUUUAUGUCAAUGAAGCGAUUUACAUAUAACAAAAACUCUAAGGUAUAUUUGCCCUCUUUCUAUUUGACUCUUCUUGGAUUGCCCUUCUCAGAUGACUGCAUCUGAGGGGCCAAUUUCAUACAAAGCAAAUUUCAUUGAAAUGGAUCUCAUUCUGAAUGAAGAUACUUGGAAUUGCACUGUUUAAUAUUUUUAAAUUAAGUACUCUAGUCAUCAGAUGCUACAAUCAGACAUUAUACUGAAACAUAUUUAAUAAAAGUGUACCUUCUCAGGGUCACACUAAAGUCUUCAUUUAAUAGGUAACAUAAUAUAAGAACAGGACUCAAGAAAUUUAAGAAAAUCAAUUUUUCACUUGGGGUUGGGAGUAAGGAAGAAACCUCUUAAUUUCAGUGAGAUGGUUUUAAUAUGCUGGUUGUAGAUAUAGAAGGUCAGAAUUUGUCUGGGUCCCAUGUUUACUUCUCAGUCUGAAAAAAGAACAAGCACUGUCUGUUACCAUGUAAUAAAAAUAACACUCUAGCUUUUUAUAGCCUUAUGCCCUUUAAUGGCUUGAGCAGUAACAGUAACUUUAGAAGAUGGCUGGAAUCUGGGAAUUUCAAGAAUUAUCCAGGCUGGAGGAGCCUGAGCUAUCCCCAUGGUAUGUUCUGACUAGAAGAGGCUUUCCAAAGUCUCACACACAGGAUUCUCCCAGAUCUGUUACAUGAAAUGUUACAUGGAACAGAUGACAUAAAUGUUACAUGAAAUGGACUUUGGAGUCCUAGUUAGACAAUCACUUAAAUAUGAGUCAGCAGAGUGUGGCAGCAGCCAAAAAAGUUAAGAGGCAUAGAAUCAAAAUUACACCAAGUAUUAGUACCACUUUAUAAAGCCUUAGUAAGGCCACACUGAAAUACUGCAUUCAGUAAAACGAGAGGUUUUAAUUCUUGUUCCUGGUUUUGAUAAUUGUCACAAUGGCAUUAUGCUCUUUGCAAUGUAACUGAACUCUUAAACUAUAUAUCGCAGCAAAGUUUCAUGGAAAUUUUGGAAACAAGAAUAAAAUAGGCUAGAAACAUCUAUCCUACUUGGAUCAGUAAAACAUUAUCCCAAUUUUCUCCUUUCCACAACUUUCAGAAUUUAUUUUAAGUAAAAUAAACAGUCCUACUGUAUUAGUCCAACGGUGGAUUCUGAGCUAUUUUGUUCACUUAUGAUAAAGCAUUUUUGAACAAAGCAUUUAAUUUCAUCUAUAAAUCUUGUUUAUUGAAAAAAGUGUAAGAAUUGUUAGAUCUCCAGAAGGCUCAUUUAGUCAAGCAGUCUCUUGAUGUGAAUUGGCUAACUAGACGUUUUCAGAAAGUUCACAGAAAAAGCAGAAUAGAGUUAUCUUUUCAAACUAAGAACAAUAACUUCUUCUAAAUAACCUAUUAAGGGCAAUUAACAUAAGGAAUAAUUUAAAUAAUAUUUUAGUAAGUGACUAUUCCAAAUAUUAUUGGAAAUGUGUUUUUAAAUCUUCAUUGAGUCAGUAAAGGCACAAUAUAUGCUGUUGUAAUUUAUUUUAAAACAAAUGGGAUUACAUCUAUAUAUUUUUGAUCAGGAUGCUGGUCUCCAUUUGACUACCGAAUCAUCAUUUUGAUAGGUCUUGAUGGGUCAGUGUGCAAACAUUUUUUUAUGUUGAAGUGUGGACAGCAAACAAAACCCCUCUACAGAGUAUUGAAGCCAACAGUUCUUGAGUGAGUCAAAUCAUGUGCUUCACAUAUAAAUGCAUACAUUGACUAUAAGUCACAUACAAAUGAUAAUUUUAAAAGCCACUUUUACUAUAUACUGGUAUCCUAAUUUGGAUAUGUAUGGGUCAAAAUACGCACCAAGAAAUUAGCAUAUUUAAUUUCUGCCAAGUCUCUUUUUCUCUAUUCAAAGAAAGUGCUCACAGCCCACACUGUAAGAAAAAUUUGGGUAAAACCUUUCACUUGUAUCCAUAGCGUAUGAAGAAGCAGGUUUCUAAAACUGAAGACCCAUUUUUUAAAUGAUAAAAGUAAAUAUUUAUUCUAAGAAAGAGAAAUCUUCAGGUACUUAAAGUGUAGUGCAAAAGCUAAUUCACAGGAGACAAGGCAGUUGCCUUUGCAAUUUUAAACAGUGCAAUUAAAAGUUACAAUUUCCCAUUAAGUAAAUUUUACAAUUGACUGAAUGUAAUGUUCCUUCCAGCAUCUCUUCCCUAAAAUUUUCUUCUGUAAUGUUGCCAUUCCAGAGGAAAUUUUAAAAAAUAUUCAAAAUAAGAAUUUAAUUUUUUUUAAUGAAAUACCUUGUGUCCUAAACAGUUGUUGAGACAUUUGCUAUUCUUGAUUAAUGUCAUGUUUGCCUUUUGUAAAAUCAAAGUGACAGUCCAAUUGCAAGAUAUGGAUUUUGUGAUUGUGCCUUAUAUAAUUGUGCUGUUCUUCUAAAAGUGCCUCUGUGGUGAUUGUGUUCAUGAAAUCCAUUGUGUUCAUUUUCCUAUUAAAUAUGUGUUAUAUAUAUUUUUAUCUGGCAGCGUGAUGUUUUUUAACUCACACUCAAAAGAAUAAACAUUAUCACUUUCUUGUGC